GUUGGAUGCUGCCUGGAUUCAUUCAGACGUAGACGCUGCCGUCGUAUAGGACUUAUCAUCAUCCCGUCGUGGCGCCACAGAUUUCAGUUCGUAUCCGAUGCUGGGACCGUUCGGUCGUGUUUUCUGAAACCGCUUCCUCCCUCCGGUCUACGGUCGUGUAGUGUGUUGUGGCUGUGGAGUGUCUCUCAGGCACUCAGCUUCAGCUUUUUUUUUGUGCUGCCUACCCACAUUGCUGGUUUCACUGCCGCUAUCAACCGUGCUCCUCGUGCUGAUAUUCUAGUUAUUCCUCUUUUAUUUUGUUUCGUGCUGAUCCCUUUUCUUAUCAGUGAGCAUAUCUCGUCGCUUCGGGUGUUUGCGUGUACUGGCCGCCAGUCGUCCGUGUUUGCCGUUUGCAUUCCUUUAUCAGGAAACUUUUGUCCUUCUGUUCUUUUUUUUUUUUUGUUUCGGUCCGCGGCUUGUUUUUGCUGAAGCGGCUCAUCUGUUUUGUGUUUAGUGCGCGGAGCGGAGAAUAGAAGCGAACCAUUGUGCGAAAGUGUGUACUCGUUUAAGCCGUAGUACUAAAAGUGAAACAAUUAACUUGCCCAUUGUUCCUGAAUGGAGAUAGAAAUGGACAACCUACCCAGCAGUGAAUGGAAGCUGUGAUUUUGCGUCCCGCGUUAGUUCCGCAGACAAUAGUGGUUUAAGAAGGGAGAGUGGGAAUACCCAUCAUUCGUUCGUAUCAGACGGAACCAUAUCAACCAGUCAGCCAGUCAGUCAGUGAUUGGAAAUCCAACCGGGUCGUAGACAGAAAAGAUCGUUCAGUGCAAGCCGAACCGAGAUUCCGGCGAAGAAAUUACUACUGAAUCAAGUGGUUUUAUGAAUAAUGUGAAGCUAUAAAUCCCAUCAACGUGAUACGAUACGACCCUCCAGUACAGGUCUGUGUUCCUUCAUCAGCACCGUUUCGCUCCGUUACCCGCCAAAGAAAAGGAGUCUCUAUCAUCAGUGAAAAUUUAAUCCCUCCUGAUGGAGUAGUGAGAGUCUGUGAGAGUAAACCCAACCAAAGAACAAACCUUUCCACCGAAAAAAAAACAUCACAUUGUAACUAGAAAUCCUUCGCAAUGUCAUCGUACGGCGGGCUAUUCUCGGUGCCCACGACAACGACGACGACGAAGGCCGCCCGCAGACUGCCACUUCAGCAACGACGAAACAGCAAAGGACUUUCCAUUAAUCCUUCGUCCUGCAGCCGCCCGCGCAUUGCCAUGGCGAUCCCGCUUGGUCUUUUGUCUGUGCUGUUUCUAAUCAGUGAACCCUUCAUCUGCCACGGUUUGGAGCUGAAUCAAACGCUAAUUACGCGGAAACAUCAGCAGCACCAGCAUCCUCAUCGGCACGGGGCCUACUCGAUAGACGAGCUGCUGGCGACCAAGUUUCCGACCAGAAUCUCCAACGAUAUCGACAUGGAUCCAUGCAAGUCAAGUGGAUUCAUGGGAGACAUCGCACUGCCAAACGUAGAUUACGAAACCGAAUGGCAAAAGCAAAGACUGAACAAAACCUUCCAACAAGAGCUGGAAAAACUCAAACAAGAAGUCUACCACGAGGGCCUCCAGGUGGAGGAGGAAGGCCUGACCGACAUAAUCCGAAAGAAAACCAAACAACUGUCCCCUGACCUGAACCAGCCGAGCAAAAGUCUGAACGAAGCAACAGUCUACAUUUCAGGCUCGCAGGCUGUCGAUCAUAAAUCACUUAACCAAAUAUCACAUAACGACCGAGACAAUGCCAUAAUUGACAGCUACAGCAAUGGCGAAUCGCAGAUAAAAGCGACAAUCAUCGAUAACAACGAUAACAUCAUCCUCCGGAACACGACCGGCACCGACAUCCAUCAAGUGGGUCCUCAAGAGGGCAACUCAGCUUCGACAUCGAAUGGUUCCGACAGCUCAACCAUCAUCAAGAAGAAGAAAAAUACCAAAGCAGCGGAUGUUCGCAACAUUGACCAUAACCGCAUCCAGUCCGACACAAAGGACAUCGUUAUCGACGAUGCGAGCGAUAACAUAAUCAGCAAUAAUCAUGCGAGCAGAAAGACGAUGGCAUCGAGAACACUUUUGACGCCACCCCCAACUCCCACGCCUAAACCGGCCCGGACGACCCAAGCCAAUCGCUUCAGUAAUUCCGGUGGCAACGGGAGAACGCUGGAAGAUGUUCAGGUCCUGAACGGAGAUGGAACCAUAACCGCCCACAAACGACACCACAGAAGGCGUCGGCAGGGAAACGGGCGGAAGAACAACGGUACGAACCCCGACGAAACAACAGUACAAAUCGACGGUAAACAGAAGAAAAAACCCCUCGAUGCAAAUUCCGACACGUACAAAGCUCGCCUGGAGCGGCUGAAGACCGACCUGGGCAACCCAACCCUCUCCGUAAACGAUCUCAAUCUGAAACGGUCCAAGAGCAAACCCAAGCCCUUUGCCGGCGGCAAAAAAGCACCCAAAGACAAGCAACCCGCAGGGAACAAAAACAAGGAGUCACGUGCGUUGCCAUCAAAGGUUAAACAAAUCGGGGGAAAACCACCCGGCAACGGUGGCGCCCAACGGCACACGCCGUCGUCGUCGACCCGUAUCCUAGACGACAUCAUUAUCGAGGAAAAAGUUCAAGGGGCAGCAGCAGCAGCGACGGUGGGGGCAGGGGAUGACCUGAUAAGAGACAAGAAAGGGAAUGUGGUUAAGUCGUCUUUUCUGGAGGCUCACCUGGCUACCGAGCAACGGCAGUUACCUGUUGAUGGUGCAAGGAGUUCACGGGCUGCAACGGCAUCGCACCACCGGGCAACGCGUGCAGCGACGGCCAAAAAGGAACGCAUCUGGGAUUUCGGAGUAAUUCCGUAUGAAAUCGAUGGAAACUUUAGUGGACUGCACAAGGCGCUAUUUAAACAGGCUAUGCGCCACUGGGAGAACUAUACGUGCAUCAAGUUUGUCGAACGCAAUCCAAUCGACCAUCCGAACUACAUCGUGUUUACCGAGCGGCAGUGCGGCUGUUGCUCGUUCGUGGGAAAGCGUGGCAAUGGACCGCAGGCCAUUUCGAUUGGGAAAAACUGCGACAAGUUCGGCAUCGUCGUCCACGAGCUGGGACAUGUGGUUGGCUUCUGGCAUGAGCACACCCGGCCCGACCGUGAGAACCACGUCGUCAUCGAGAAGAACAACAUCAUGGUCGGUCAGGAGUACAACUUCAACAAGUUAACCGAAGACGAGGUGAACUCGCUGGGACUCCCGUACGACUACGAUUCCAUCAUGCACUACGCCCGGAAUACGUUUUCGAAGGGAACCUACCUGGAUACGAUUUUCCCGAUUGAAAUUCCCUCCCGAAAACGGCCAGAAAUCGGCCAGCGGUUGCGACUCAGCGAGGGGGACAUCGCCCAGGCGAACCUGCUCUACAAAUGUGCCAAAUGCGGUCGCACGUUCCAGGAAAAUUCAGCCUCCUUCACGUCGCCCAGCUACUACUCGCUGGUACCACCGAGCGAACCGGAAAGAUGCGAAUGGCGUAUAACGGCCACGCACGGUGAACGAAUCGUGCUGAACAUCACCGAUCUGGAUAUCUUCAAGUCGAACAACUGCCGCUCGGAUUAUCUGGAAAUUCGCGACGGCUACUGGCACAAGUCACCUAUUCUGGGUAAAUUCUGCGGCUCUGGCAAGGUGAACGAUCUGAUCAAAUCAACGGGCAGCCGAAUGCUGCUCACCUACACCACUACGUUCCGGCAGAUCAACAUGAGAGGAUUCGCCGCCAGCUACGAGGCGGUCUGCGGUGGCAGUGUCAAUUUGGAAAGCGGUGGCCGACUGGAAUCGCCCAACUAUCCGAUGGACUACCUGCCCAACAAGGAGUGCAUUUGGAAAAUCACCGUGCCGAAAGACUACCAAGUGGCACUCAAGUUUCAAUCGUUCGAGGUGGAAAAUCACGACAACUGCGUGUACGACUACGUGGAGGUGCGGGACGGCGAGUCGGCCGAUUCUCGCAUCAUUGGAGUGUUUUGCGGCUACAAAAUUCCACCGGAUAUGAGAUCAUCCACCAACAAAAUGUUUGUGAAGUUUGUGUCGGACGGUUCGGUGCAGAAGGCCGGCUUUUCGGCCACGUUCAUGAAGGAAGUGGACGAGUGCGAACGAAUGGACCAUGGUUGCGAGCAUGAGUGCAUAAACACGCUGGGUGGAUACGAGUGCGCUUGCUACAUCGGAUAUGAACUGCACAGCGAUAAGAAAUCAUGUGAAAAUGCAUGCGGCGGAACCUUGAAACAAACCAACGGAUCCAUUCUAUCGCCAUCUUUCCCAAACGAGUACCCAAUUCUGAAAGAGUGCGUGUGGGAAAUCAUCGCUCCACCACAGCACAAGAUCACUCUCAAUUUCACCCACUUUGAACUGGAAGGCAACACCUUCUAUCAGGCAUCGGAAUGCGAGUACGACUCCGUGGCGGUUUAUUCCAAGGUUAACGAAGAUUCCCUAAAACGGCAUGGGGUUUAUUGUGGCAACAAAAUACCACCCACGAUCACAUCCGAGGGCAACACUCUGCGAGUGGAGUUCAAAUCGGACAAAACGAUCCAGAAGUCUGGAUUCGCUGCCAUCUACUCCACGGACGUGGACGAAUGCGCCGUCAAUAAUGGCGGGUGCCAACACGAGUGCAAGAACACGUUGGGCUCGUACGUUUGUUCGUGCCACAACGGUUACACCUUGCAGGACAACGGUCACGACUGCAAGGAAGGCGGAUGCAAGUACGAAGUCUCCUCACCAAAUGGACAAAUCUUCAGCCCCAACUAUCCGGACUAUUACCCACCGAAAAAGGACUGCGUGUGGCACUUUACGACUACGCCAGGUCACCGAAUUCGGUUGGUGUUCAACGUGUUCGAUAUCGAGCCUCACCAAGAAUGUGCCUACGAUCACAUCGUCAUCUACGACGGCGAUUCACCAGAAAGCUACGCUUUGGGACGAUUCUGCGGAGCGAAGUUACCGCACCCACUGUCGUCGACGUCCAACGAAAUGUACAUGGCCUUCAACACGGAUUCCAGCGUCCAGCGGAAGGGUUUCUUCGCCAGCCACUCUACGGCCUGCGGUGGCCACCUGACAGCUACGAACAAAGUGAAACACAUCUACUCGCACGCCAAGUUUGGCAUGGGAAUGUACGACAAUGGCGCCGACUGCGAGUGGUCCAUCGAGGCGGACCUCAAUAAGAACGUUCAGCUGAAGUUCCUGAUGUUCGACGUCGAGGAGGAACGUCAGUGUUCGUACGACUACGUGGAGGUGUACGGGGGUCUGGACGACUCCAGCGGGCCACUGCACGGGAAGUACUGCGGCAAUAGCAACCCACCGGAGAUCAUUUCAAUGAACCAAGCCUUGUUGGUACGAUUCCGAUCGGACGAUACGGUCGGUUUCAAGGGUUUCUCUGCAUCGUACGUGGCGAUCAACCCUUUUGGGAAAGGCCAUUCGGAGGACGACGAAUUGGUGGACAGCGCCGAGAUAACGCCGUUUCCGGGCUCGCUCAAGAACACCGUCAUCAAGGCGGACGAAGACGUGGACGAGGACGAAGACGAAGACUACGAAAUUAUCGUCCACCAUCGGCAUCUGAACCCGAAGGUGCGGUACGCAGUGCGCAACGAGAUACGAUCGUCGCAAGCGAUUGACUGAAAUAUACGUAGACGCGUCGGUAACCGGCGCAAGGUAAAUGUGCGUGGGCAGCAACCCUCCUAGUCAGUGGCGGAAGCUGCGUACGCAAGGCUGUUAGUACACAGGAUCAAAUAUGUGACAAGGAAUAAACUGAAGAGCAAACAGCUGUUUGACAAUAAUGAAAUUUUGACCGAUCCCAAACAGAUGUUUGCACAUUGAUUUGUAUUUGGUCAAAUAUUUGAUCCUGUGAACUCAACAGCUCAACAGAUUGAACUGACUGUGAUGUCUGAUCGUUGUAGGCGGGGGUAUUUCGAAAUGUUUACAGUGUUUAUGUGCAAUCGCAUUGAGAGACAGUUUGAAAUGUCUUCGUCUACUCAUAGCUUGAGAGACACUCAAAAUCGAGGAAAUGAAAAACGGCUAGUUGAAUACGGCCAAGUUAAAUGGUAUCUGGUUAAACUUUCGACACCAUGAAAUCCUAUUUUAAUUUAGGCAACGAUCCUAACAUCUGGCAGAGUACAUCCGAUUUAUUUUUAACACGACUGUUAAUAAAAAGUUCUCUUUUUUCAUUGGAUUUGAGUGUUUGCUUUGUAAAAAAAAUCGUAUUAAAUUGCAAGAUUUUUCAAAAGUUGUACCACAAUUUUAUUACUUUGACCUGGACACUUUAGUUCGUAUAGUGGUUUUUUAACUGCCUUAUCGUAUGGCUGGCUAAUCAAUCCUCCUUUUUGGAUAUUUUUAAUGAUAUUUUCAAUCUAAAUCUGCACAGAUACAGGCUCCUGACAGAAUGUAAACCACCAUGUUGAUAUUCCAGUGAAUACCUAAGAAUCUAUCAUGCCAAAACGUUACAAAACAUUAUUGUAAGUCAGUCCUCAAGCCAAAUAAAAAAGACAAAUAAUUUAUCGUAAGUUUCUCAUCUCAUAUUAAGGGCAGCUACUUCCAUCUUUUUACUUUGGAAAUAUGUAGUCAUAUCCUUCGGUUGUAGACAAUGAACGCAUGAUGCCAAAUAUUCAGAAUACCGAGGUUAACCUAAUCACUGAAGCAACUUUCCAAACACUUGCACAUAGAUAUAUUUACAAUCAGAAUCGUUUUCUUGUUAAAUCUAACCCUAGGCUGCGUUGGUAAGUCUCAAUGAACGGAAAAUGAUUCGAAAAAAAAACUCGAUCCCCUCUAGAUUAAAUUCAUUAAUUAAGCGCAAAUCGGUUUAAGUAUUAAUCGCUCUCCUAUCGUAAGCAUUGACCAGUGAAUCUAAAGCUGCUACAUAGCUUCCUUUCAGUGUAAUAAAAAAUCACGCUCUGAAUGAUCACUAUCAAUUUUCCAUAUCGGGUACGAUAAACUAUGCUGUUACCUAUUGAAAGUUCAUAUCACUUCGUAUAACUGGUUGCAUGUUCUGUGAAAAUGAAUCAAGCUAAUCUGUAAAAUUCCCAUCUCUUCGAAUCGCCAAGAGUCAAACGCAAUGAAAGCAUCAAAUUUACUCUGUCGAUCCUAUUGAAGAUAGUCGAGAUCGAAAAGCAAAUUACGUCGACUAAUUCAUUGGGAAUCGAACUUGGAGUUGUUCAUUGUGUUCGAGCUAUAGUAGAAACAUUUAGUAUAUAGGGUAUCGCGCCACUUGGGCGGUGGCUUCUAUAUUCGUCUGUUUGCCACUAUAACUCAGUCAAUUUUGAAUCAAUUGACUUGAAAUGUUGUACACGGGUAGAUACUAUACCUUUCUCACUGCAUUCCAAUAAUCGUGUCAAUUGGUUCAAAUUUGACUGAGUUAUAGUGGCAAACAGACGAAUAUAGAAGCCACUGCCCAAGUGGCGCGAUUCCCUCCCAAUGCUAUAUAUUAGCGCAUGUUUCUGAAUUAUAUCAUAAAAAAAAAAUCAAACGAAACAUUUACAAUUGACGUAUCGAAUUGUUUGUUAAGGGUAGAAACUAUUAGUCGAUAAGUAUGGAAUCAAAACAAAACAAGAACAAAUAAUAACAAAUUCGUUCACAAACGUGUAUGUUCGAACAAUAAAUAUUUUGAGAAUAAAAAAGACAGAAAUAAAACAACAUAUAUUUAAAGAGCGUCGUAAGUGUGAUUCAAUAAAAUUAUUCAUCGAUAGAAACAGAAA
Aedes albopictus (Asian tiger mosquito) is the source of this 7699-nucleotide messenger RNA. Its product is annotated as protein tolkin. Lineage: Eukaryota; Metazoa; Arthropoda; Insecta; Diptera; Culicidae. Gene Ontology annotation, biological process: proteolysis. The record is from RefSeq and is a predicted model, not a curated record. Gene Ontology annotation, molecular function: metalloendopeptidase activity; zinc ion binding; calcium ion binding. The coding region runs from base 1098 to 5630 and encodes 1510 amino acids. The transcript is spliced from 13 exons.